This is a messenger RNA of Meloidogyne enterolobii, 590 nucleotides long. NCBI's taxonomy places the organism in Eukaryota, Metazoa, Nematoda, Chromadorea, Rhabditida, Meloidogynidae. The record is from the annotation of a GenBank genome assembly.
UGCAAGGGAGGGAGCUUCGCACGUGGUUGCGCCAUAAAGGGCUGUUGCAACUGUACUGUAGGCGGCUGCGGCCUUUGAUUUCCUUGUGCCCUCCGAUUUUGGUUUCCAAGGUCAUUGGUUCGGUUAUCUGACACUUCGCUCAUUGCAGAUUGACGUGAACCGCUUCUAGAUUGGCCAAGAUCCUCCAUGGUUUGUUCAAUUAGCACAACAACUUGACGGGCAAAUUCGCAUUGAUCCACGAAAUGACGUUGAGCUAACGGUACUUCCUGCCCUUCCUCCCUUUCCAUACCAGCACAUAAGGGCGGAAAAUCCAGAUAUAGCGACUCCUCAGCCAUUUUUUGCGGCCCUUCUAAGCUUGUCACAUAAUCACUCCAUUGGGCAUCCAAUUCCUCAAUCCUUCCAAUAGUGGUCUCAAUAUGGGCUUUUUCCAGCUUCAGCUUUCUGCGAGUAUCCUCAUCAUUUUCCUCAGCAAUAAUUCGAUUGGCCUCGGCAGUAUGCUCUUGAAUGGUUUUCAAGGCAGCGUUCAGGUUUCGUCUAAUUCUUCCGGACAUUUGUAUAGCACUUCCAAACCAAAGUUAGAAUCCAAGUAG